GCGGACGAGGAGGAGGAGGAGCCGUCGCAGGAUGAAGGAUCGGACUCAGGAGCUGCGGAGUGCGAAAGACAGUGAUGAUGAAGAGGAGGUGGUCCAUGUGGAUCGGGACCACUUCAUGGAUGAGUUCUUUGAACAGGUGGAAGAGAUCCGGGGCUGCAUUGAGAAGCUGUCAGAGGAUGUGGAGCAAGUGAAAAAACAGCAUAGUGCCAUCCUGGCUGCCCCCAACCCAGACGAGAAGACCAAACAGGAGCUGGAGGACCUCACUGCCGAUAUCAAGAAGACGGCCAACAAGGUUCGGUCCAAGUUGAAAGCAAUCGAGCAAAGCAUUGAACAAGAGGAGGGGCUGAACCGUUCCUCCGCGGACCUGCGCAUCCGCAAGACCCAGCACUCCACACUCUCCCGGAAGUUCGUGGAAGUAAUGACCGAGUAUAACGCGACCCAGUCCAAGUACCGGGACCGCUGCAAGGACCGGAUCCAGCGGCAGCUGGAGAUCACUGGAAGGACCACGACGAACGAAGAACUGGAAGACAUGCUGGAGAGCGGGAAGUUGGCCAUUUUCACCGAUGAUAUCAAAAUGGACUCACAGAUGACGAAGCAGGCACUGAAUGAGAUCGAGACGAGGCACAACGAGAUCAUCAAACUGGAAACAAGCAUCCGAGAGCUGCAUGACAUGUUUGUGGACAUGGCCAUGCUCGUGGAAAGCCAGGGUGAGAUGAUUGACCGCAUUGAAUACAACGUGGAACAUUCCGUGGACUAUGUGGAGCGAGCCGUGUCCGACACCAAGAAAGCUGUGAAAUAUCAGAAAUAG
Messenger RNA from Ailuropoda melanoleuca (giant panda), 808 nucleotides. It is a transcript of the gene STX1B, whose product is annotated as syntaxin 1B. Gene Ontology annotation, molecular function: SNAP receptor activity; SNARE binding. Lineage: Eukaryota; Metazoa; Chordata; Mammalia; Carnivora; Ursidae. The record is from RefSeq and is a predicted model, not a curated record. Gene Ontology annotation, biological process: intracellular protein transport; exocytic insertion of neurotransmitter receptor to postsynaptic membrane; synaptic vesicle fusion to presynaptic active zone membrane. The coding region runs from base 32 to 808 and encodes 258 amino acids. Gene Ontology annotation, cellular component: presynaptic active zone membrane; SNARE complex; endomembrane system. The transcript is spliced from 9 exons.